CUACUCUGCUGGUACGGCUGUCCGCCUAACAUGCAUAGGACUGUAUCCAUUGCUGCUUAAUUGCUUUCGCAAAUGCCAAUCAACUCUUCUUCCAAUGUGGCUCCAUCCAGUGACAUUGACAAACAUCAAUUGCUUCCCGAUGCACAACAAUCUCUCUCGUGCUCUUCUAACAGUCGAAGCAGCCUUUCACCAUUUGGCUGUUUACCAACUGGAGUUACUGGCUUUAGCUCGGCAAACUCCUCAGCCAUGUCUGCGGCCGCGGCCGCUGCAUUUCUACUACAAGCUGCGACUGCUGGAUCAGCUAAUGGAGAUAAUGCGCAAGGCUCCUCCAUGCCCGUGCGUCGAUCUUCCACGGCGAGCUUCUUUGAAUCUCCUCAAGUAUCACCCACUUUUUCUUCUGCUGUGAUAUCCGCCGCAGCCCAACAAGCCGCUCUUGCAGCGGCCCAUGCUAUUGGCUCGUCAAACUCUUCCCCUAGUGUAAAAACUUCCUCUGAUUUACAAGCAGCUGUAAUCUCGCUAGCACUUGCUGCUAAUCCUUCCUCCUCUAACCAGUCUGAUAUUUACCGAUGCGAUACACAAGAUCAUGCUAUCCGGCCCAGUCAGGCUAUGACGGAUUUUCUUCUUUUAUCUGAGCGACACCCUGAGCUGUUGACUGCGCAUCCUGCUCUCAAAUCAGUCUUCAGGAGGCGUUCGUCAGCUGUUCUUUCAUCUUACUUAUCCGAUUUACCAACCAACGAGACUAUCUCGGAUCACGCGUCCUUAGGAUCAGAAUCGAAUAUGUCGCAGAACAUACUCUCCGCGUUGGAGUUAAUGAAUACUAGACGUCCUUUACUGUCCGACCCAUCGACACCUUCCAACUUUCCGCCAAACUGCGGUAGCCAAGAAACGUAUGCAACGGAUAGAGGUUCUCACAAAGAUCACUCUACAAGAGAAGUGGAUCACUAUCGCUUAACUUCAUCCGCUUGCGUCCCUGAACAACAACCUCCCAAGUGCACCCAUCAGUACCCAUCCAGUGAAUUGCCUCUCGCCGGUUCUGCACUGACCUGCGAUCGCCAUCUCUCCCGCACAUACAAGGGGUCACCUCACUUCGAAGCACAUGCUUCAUCCUUCUCACUGCAUCCCUCUGCUCGAAGCAACUCGACUAAUCGAUGCGUCGCCUCACCAACUGUCGCAUCAAGCUUGAACGAUGGUAGUUCCGUUAUUUGCCAUUCUACAUCCCCCCUGAGUUACUCCUCUCUGUCCAAUUCAGCCACACCUGGAUUGAACAUCUCUCCAGUGCCAACGGACUCACGCCCCCUCGAUAUCCCAAUGGAGACCCAGAGCGACUCAGGGACCAACCCUAGUCGUCUCCGUCAUUCCCAACGUGGUGAAUGCUUGGGAUUUCAGGAGAUCAAAUCCGAAUUCUCAAUGGGGGGUUCUUACUCAGACGAUCCGAAUCGCAAACGGGAACAACGGUUGAUAAAGAAUCGAGAGGCUGCUCGCGAGUGUAGAAGAAAGAAGAAAGAAUACGUGAAAUGUCUGGAAGCCCGUGUCAGUUUGUUGGAAAGUCAAAAUCAGCGGUUGGCAGAGGAGCUUCGGCAUGUGAAGGCACUUUGCUUUAAGGAGUUGUGCGGUCUUGGUUUGAGUCCCUCCACUGCUGCUUGCGCUGCUGCCGCUGCUGCAUUAGCGGCUGCCACUGUACCCGGAACCUAUUCCACGCCAACCACCUCUGCAACGGCAAGUUUGAAGAGCACGUACACAGACCUUGGAAUGCGCUUAGCAGAACACCCAUUCGAUGAAUCUGCUGUGAAUCUGGAGCACGACCAUUCCGCUUCUCACUCAGCUCAUGCAUCCCGUGGUCGAUCUCGACGCCGCUCUAUCGUUUCGGCUUCCAAACUGCCCGAUUUGGCGGAUAUCACCUCUCCCGACGCCACCCCGCAUUCGCACUAUAAUACUGUGUUCGCUACCAAACCGGACUAUGCGGGACCGCCACUACACCCUUUCCCUCUUGGCGCAAAAAAGAACAAACAAAACGGUCCGCAGGCACCCACCAAUGUAGCAAUUGUGUCACUUUCAGACACCGUUCACCCUAGAAUAUCUCCUCCUUAUCAAUCUAUGUCUAUCCAUGGUGACGUUUAUCCGCCCUCAGCAACAGAGAUGGGUCGCACACACCCUGCAGUUGGUCUUUCCCCCUUUCACAACACACCUCCCGACACCAGUUCCUGCCCACCCAACCAGUCACCUAGCUAUUUUCUCCACCCGCACGCGACAAAACGCACUUAUCGCAAUUUGUCGGUGAAUCCACGCGAGGAGCACUUGUUUACGCACGCUGAUGACGUCGACUCUGACCUCGAUCCACCAAAGUCUUCUAGAGCAGCGGAUACGGUACCCAGUGCGGCUCCGAGUAUGCUCGCUACCGUCGCUGCCAAAGUCGUUGAACCAGAUUCCUCCAAACAAGACUGUCAACUUCCUGUCUGAAACCGUUAUCCUGCACUCUACUCACGUAUCUCUUGAUCACCUAAGUCUUUCGGCGCUCCGAAUUCGUUUUCAUCUCGAGAAGUGGUGACUUGCAAGCUAAUCAUCAGAACAUCCACCAUGCCUCAGCGACUGUGCCGUAUAUAUUGUUCUUGCUUUGACCUCGUGUUCAGUUAUCGUGUGCGUGUGUGGCCUAUACUGUCGUCUUCUCCCCACCUCUCAUCCGUCUUCUCGUGUUGCAUUUCGGGUCCCCCUGUUUUGUCUCACUUCACGUAUUUUGACCAUUGUCCGUUCACAUUUUUGUGGUUUGUAACUCUCAUCCAAAUUGUGAUUUUAGUCAUCAUGCUUGUUUGACUUCAAGCGAAUUGUUAUCUCUUUUAUCCACAUUUCAUCCUAUGCGCCAUUCCUCCCUUCUCUCUCAUCAGCAUCUUUGCUCUUGACAACCGAGCGAUACAUCUCUCAGAUUCAUUCACCAUUAUCUUUUUAUCAAUCAGGAAUCGCGUGCAAAUAUGUGGAUGUAUUUUCGAUCGGUUUUAUUUUGCUUCUUAUUUUUUGCGAUUUGGCAACAUUUUGCUUUUUUCUCCCCCCUUGUCUUUAAUCGCACGCUUACCUCUGCUUGCAUCCCCGCCCUCCUCUCUUUCGCCCUAUCGUUGUAGAUUCGAUUUAGAUGUCUUUCCAUUGAUGGUGUGAUAUGCUGCCAUGUCUUAAUGUUUCGGUGUCCACAUUCAGGUUUGCCCCACUGCCUCUUCUUUUUCGUAUUUCAGGCUUGUGGAUGCCACAUCGCUUAUCUUCACUCUCCUCAUCCAGUGAGGUGUUUUUAUCAAGGUGGAACUAGUGGUUUCUCUCUUGCCACGUGUACCUGCCGUUCUCUUGCCCAUGUACAUACUCAUGCUUAUGGUUGAUGACCUGAUAGCAAAGCGUUUUAUUCCUUUGGAUUAUGUUAUCGUUUUCUUAUUUUUCUUGUGAUGCUUUUCACUUCCUAAGCGCCGUACUUGGGUUCACUUGUUUGUCUAAUUGUUUGUUGCUCAUUUAGCUACCCUUCUGUGACAACUCAGUUUUACAACUUCAUGAAUUGUGUCCGAUAUUG
Dicrocoelium dendriticum is the source of this 3541-nucleotide messenger RNA. NCBI's taxonomy places the organism in Eukaryota, Metazoa, Platyhelminthes, Trematoda, Plagiorchiida, Dicrocoeliidae. The record is from the annotation of a GenBank genome assembly.